GGACUACUCCAUACAAAUUAAACGAAGCACGACGACAUCCACACGUCGACAAAGUAAGCGGCUACAGUAUAUAGUGUCAGUCCACCACGAUGGCCCCCAAUGGAGAAUCACCGGCCAUGACCGCCGUGGCGCCGCUCCUGGCGACGAUCUUCGGCGGCGAGCACAGGCGGCAGAGGGUCCCGUCGUCCCACGAGCUCCGCAGCUGCGUGGCGGGCGACCACCACCACCACAAGGAAACGGAGCUGGCCAGCCCCGCCGGCGACGACCCGAGGGACGCCGCAGCGCGCCCGCCGGCGGAGGUGGAGGACGCGGAGUGCGAGUGCUGCGGCAUGUCGGAGGAGUGCACCCCGUCGUACAUCGCCGCGGUGCGCCGCCGCUUCUCGGGGCGCUGGGUGUGCGGCCUGUGCGCCGAGGCCGUGGCCGAGGAGGCCGCCAAGAACGGCGGCGACCGCGCGGCCGCGCUGGCGGCGCACAUGGCCGUCUGCCGCCGCUUCAACGGCUUCGGGAGGACGCACCCGGCGCUCUUCCAGGCCGGCGCCGUGAUCGGCAUCGUCAGGAAGCUCUCCGGGUCGCCGGGCCCAAGGUCGCCCAAGUCUAGCGCUGCUGGCACGAGGCCGGUCGUCAUCAGUGACGGCGCCGUCGACGGCAGCUCCGGCUGCAGGUCGCUCGUGGCCGGCGUACGCAACGGUCAGGUGGUCACCAACUAGAUCGCUGGCUGAAUAGCUCCGUUUGCGAAUUCAGGGUUUAUAUAGGUAGGUACACCAUGUGGCAUGAUUGAUUUGUUUCCAGGUGCAGUGCCUGUUGGAUGGGCUUUUGUUUACUUCUUUCAGCUCUUU
This is a messenger RNA of Zea mays, 836 nucleotides long. RefSeq lists its product as uncharacterized. NCBI's taxonomy places the organism in Eukaryota, Viridiplantae, Streptophyta, Magnoliopsida, Poales, Poaceae. The record is from RefSeq and is marked predicted. The coding region runs from base 90 to 707 and encodes 205 amino acids. The transcript has a single exon.